Messenger RNA from Phycodurus eques (leafy seadragon), 6902 nucleotides. Its product is annotated as calmodulin-regulated spectrin-associated protein 1-B-like. Gene Ontology annotation, cellular component: microtubule minus-end. The coding region runs from base 291 to 4829 and encodes 1512 amino acids. The record is from RefSeq and is a predicted model, not a curated record. NCBI's taxonomy places the organism in Eukaryota, Metazoa, Chordata, Actinopteri, Syngnathiformes, Syngnathidae. Gene Ontology annotation, molecular function: microtubule minus-end binding; calmodulin binding; spectrin binding. The transcript has 18 exons. Gene Ontology annotation, biological process: neuron projection development; negative regulation of microtubule depolymerization; cytoplasmic microtubule organization.
ACCCUCCUCAGCAGCGAUGCCAGCGAAUUUGAAUUAGCGGCAUUUGGACAUUACUAGUGUUUUUAUAAAAAAAUAAAAAUUCCCUCGAAUUCCGACCUCGCGUGGUUUGCCAAGCGGAUUUCAUUUAUUACCGUGGGAUUAACCGGCGUUAUCCAGAGAGGCCGGAGAUUUGUGUCGCGCAGGGCGGGGAGGCACGUUCGGAGGAGUCUUUCGCCUCCUCCGCCAGUAUGCUCCUGUAACAAGCCAAGAUAGAUACAAGAGCGAAGACGGAGCCAAUGUGCCCGUAAAGCAUGGACAUGGAGGGGAGUGCCGGGCAGGGGGGCAGCACCAGGAGGAGAGCAGCGGAAGAUGGUGUUUCAGGAAGAGGAAGCGUGGAAGUUCUGGUAGUACCUCCAGACCUGUAUGACUCUGCCAGGGCCAAAAUAGAAGCAAAUCUCCGUUGGCUGCUGGCCAAAGCUUAUGGCAUUGCAGACCACAUCCCUGAGGACCUGCAGGACCCCUUCUACACGGACCAGUAUGAGCAGGAGCACAUCAAGCCGCCCGUCAUUCACCUGCUGCUGUCCGGGGAGAUCUACUGCCGGGUGUGCGGACUCAUCCUGCGCGCUGAGCAAGCCGCCUCGCUCCGAAGCCAUCAGUCCGUGCUCCAGGCACUGUCCGCCAGGGGCAUCCAUGUGCAAGACUCAGACGAUUUCCACGUCUCCACUCUGGAUCUCAGCUCAAACCCUGUCAAGAUGAGCUGCCACAUGCACCUGAUCGAUGCCCUCAUGAUGGCCUACACAGCAGAGAUGAUCAGUGUGGAGAAGGUGGUGUCCAGUGUCAAGCGAUUCUCCAACUUCAGUGCCUCUAAGGAGCGUCCGUUGGACCUGGAGGAUGCCAUGGUCCUUUGGGUCAACAAGGUGAACACAAAGAUGAGGGCUAUCUCUGAAAAAGAGAUGAAGAUGAAGCAGCACCUGCUGGACUCGCCAAACCACCAGAAGGUGCGCUAUCGCAGGGACCAUCUCUCAGGUCGGACACUUCAGCACUUCUCCCUGGUAGACGACCUGUGCAAAGACGUGUGUGACGGCGCUGCUCUUCUGGCCCUAAUCCACUUCUAUUGCCCCAAACACGUUAGACUUGAAGAUAUCUGCCUGAAGCACAUCGCCUCCAUAGCUGACAGCAUGUACAACAUCCAGUUGCUGAAGGAAUUUUCCAAUGAAUACUUGAACAAGUGCUUCUAUCUGAAGCCUGAGGACAUGCUGUAUUGUCCUCCAGUGCUGAGGAAUAAUGUGAUGGUAUUCAUUGCCGAGCUCUUCUGGUGGUUUGAGAUUGUGAAGCCGGACUUUGUACAGCCCAGAGACCUUAAGGAAUUCAGAGAUGCAAGGUUACUGCUGAUGCCGAAGGCCUCUCGAUCCCACACACCCAUCAAUUUCACCAAACGUAGUUUCCAGACUACAUCAAGCGAUGCUGAAAUGUUGACCAUGCCUUUAAGCUCCAACUUUAGCACUUCCAGCUCUCAUCACUCUUUAGUGCCUCCAAGACAGAGACGACCGAGGGGAGUUGAGGAUGAUGCUACAGUGAGGAAGCAGUGCAGCUCUCUGGCACGUAAAGAUGAGAAGCCGCAGGGUUUGUCACAGGUCUGGCCAGAGAGAAGGCAGAGGCCUUUAUCCCAGCCGGCACCCUACGCCUUGCAUUUCCCCAAUCACGAGGUUGACACAGACAAUAGCAGUCUGAUUCGCUCCAACACCAAAGGCAGCUUGGCCUCUAGCAUUAUGACACCCAGCCACAUGCUCAUGGGUUCAGGUCGCCCGCUGCACGAGCACAGACUGAGCGGGCAAAGUCUCCUCAGCCAUAUUCGCAUCGAGGACGAGGAGGAGCUCUUAGAGGAGGAGGAGCUAGUCGCCAUGGUACACCCCGCUGCUUUCCACCGACGUCCACUCAGGAGUGACAUCGAGCUGGAUGAACUGGAAAUCCCACACACGACCUCACCACGGAGGGUUUCUAAUACUCUCGACAUGGACGUCUUAACCCCAGGUGUGCAGGCGGAAAGCUACUACCUGGAGCCUCUGAUGCCAGCCAUCCCUAAGCCAGCCAAAGAGAAGAGUAUCAGCCUCAACAAGGACGAGGAGAGCGGGGAGAGUCGCUGCAGGUCAGGGCUAUGUGGUGUGAAUCCAGCCACGGAUGUUCCACAUAAAUCACACAGGAAAUCACCAUUGUCUGAAUGUCGUAAAUAUGCGUUUAAACCCAUAACUGUGGUAAAAUCUGUGCCCACCCGGGAAGGCUUGACACAUACUUCACUUUCUGAGAAAACACAACCACAAGGCUUUUUCCUUCACUUGUCUGGAGAGUCAGACUGUCACAGUCAUCUUUCCUCUGAUGCAGAAGUAGGGCAAGACUCUGAUUCCGACAUUGCAGGUUUUGAGGAAGAUGACGAGGAUGUGGAGCUGAUCGAGCCAAGCAGGGAAAAAGGAAUUGGCUUACUGAGAGAAUUCUCAGAGGUUGAGUCUUUUAAGCUGAGAGAAGACCUAAAGCUGAGUGAGCGAGACGACAAGGAAGACUGGAGUGGACGCUCCAGCCCAUGCCUCAGUACCACAUCCUGUGCAAGCAGCUGCAGCGUUUCGGGCAGUGCCAGUGUCAGAAUGACCAGCUUUGCCGAGAGGAAGUUGCUUAAACUCAGCCUCCGUGACGGAUUCUCUAGCACCAGCAGCUCACAGAAGACGACGCCCGACCACUCUGAGAUUACUCCUUGCGCUCCCUGGCAACUAAAGACUGAAGGUAGCCCAGGUUGGCAAGCGCAAGACCCCACGUCUGCUGUGAGGAAGACUAUGAUGGCGAGUCCUCCAGUAGUGCCUUCAGAGCUGCUGCAACUCCACAUGCAGCUAGAAGAGCAAAGGCGAGCUAUCGAGUAUCAAAAGAGGAAGAUGGAGACCUUGUCGGCGCGGCAGCGACUGAAACUUGGCAAAGCUGCAUUCUUGAACAUCGUGAAGAAAGGCGAAGGGAGGAGCGACACACUCCCUCUUCCUCUCAAACAUUCGCCUUCCACCGAACUGUCUGGCUCUCAGAAAGUGAAGAGCCCCUGCUGCAAGGAUGACUCUUGUCUUGAGGUACUGAAGGUGCAGGCAAAGGCAGAAGGAAGACCAUUACAUCGAGACAAUCGGUUAAACACCUCGGCUCAGGAUGGCGCUUCCGAUUCGGAUGUGAGUGACCGUACCCGCUCCAUAGAUCUCCUCAACAAGGCCAUCAGCGUUAUCCAGCAGCAGAUGACGCAGCUCUCAUUGCAGCAAGACCUACUGAUGAAGAAGAAUGUGGCUUCAUCUGUGGAACCUAAAGAACCAGACCUGAAACCAACUGCGACCACAACACAGUCCCCUACCUCAGACCCCAGAUCCUUUGCCGUCCACUUUGUUGACUUCAACGACAGUAGUUGUGCUCCCACCCGUCGUCCUCCCAAGCUGAGCUCUAGCCAGCGAAGCAAAGCCUCAGAGCCGAAGCAGAGUAACAAGAACAGCAAAGUGUCUGACACUGAAGCUGUGACCUCUCCCAACGAAAAGACUGGUGUAGAAAGCCAGGAUGCCGAAAGUUCCAGGUUGGAUAGAAACUUCAGAAGACGCACAACCUUCAGAGUCCAAAACGAAGCGGACCUAUCUCCUGUCAAGGUUCAGUCAGAGGACACGAGGGCCUCCGAUACCUCCAUCACUCCGUCACAUUGUGCAGAAGACGACGAGGUCGACAUCUCAGGAACAGAAUCUGUCGGUGGUAACAACAGCACCACGGGAAAAGGUCUCCUGAUCGAGGUUGACCUAUCAGAGAUGAAGGAGCCUGCGGAGGGCGCGAGUCUCGACAUCGCAGACGGUGAACAGAAGAACGUGCUCGGCUUCUUCUUUAAGGACGACGAGAAGGCCGAGGAUGAGAUGGCCAAACGUCGCGCUGCCUUCAUGCUCAAACAACAGCGCAAAGCCGAAGAGGCCAGGAUACGCAAGCAGCAGCAGGAAGCAGACAGCGAACUCAAGCGUGACGAGGCCAGGCGUAAGGCAGAGGAGGACCGGGUUCGUAAAGAGGAGGAGAAGGCCAGACGAGAGCUGAUAAAGCAGGAGUACCUGCGCCGGAAGCAGCAGGCGUUGUUGGAAGAGCAGGGUCAGGUUAAGCCGAGCCCCAGGUUCAAGUCCCGCAGGAAUAGACCCAAAUCGCUGCAUCGAGGCGAGUUCAGCAGCCCCUGUAAAGGAUCCACCACACCUGAUCUGAGCUGCAGCCUUCGAGGAUCCACGUUGUCUUUGGCCACAGAGGCAGACAGCAUCAUCUCUGAAGAGGCGGAAUCGCAGAGGGCUGAGUCAGUCUGCUCCAUGGAUUCCUUCCCUGUGCUGAGCCGAGCCUCCAGCAGGAACAUGGAGCGCGACUGGGAGAGCGGCUCCAUCGCCUCCUCCAUCACUUCCACCGAGUACAAUGGGCCCAAGCUUUUCAAAGAGCCAAGCUCUAAGUCCAACAAGCCCAUCAUCAUCAAUGCCAUCGCCCACUGCUGCCUGGCCGGAAAGGUGAACGAGGCACAGAAGAAUGUCCUUCUGGAGGAGCUGGAAAAGUGCGAGUCGAAUCACCUGAUCAUCCUCUUUCGGGACGGCGGCUGCCAGUUCCGCGGCGUGUACUCGUACUCGCCGGAGACUGAGGACAUCGUCAAAUUCACGGGCACGGGGCCGCGUGUCAUCGGCCACAAGAUGAUCGACCGGCUCUACAAGUACAGUUCUGACCGCAAGCAGUUUAACGUCAUCCCGGCCAAGUCGGUGUCGGUCAGCGUGGACGCGUUGACCAUCCACAACCACUUGUGGCAGGCCAAGAGGCCCGGCAGCGCGCGCAGGAAGUGACACGCGGACGCUCUGUACUUGUUUACGACCGUUGGGCCGGACCCAAAUAGUCGUAUGACGUGUUCAGACUAAACGCUCAAGAAAUGCAACGGUGUCUUAAAGAGGAUGGGAGAUUAGAAAUAUGUCAAAUGAAAAAUCUCUCAAGUUCAACUCUUUGAAAUGUGCGUGAUUGUUCAUGUUUAUUUCAUUCUUUCAGUGUGAACAAUAAGCUCCUUGUUUGAUUUGAAAACAUCAGAGGCUAACAUGGUCGACAUGGUCGUCGUCGGUCAGUCUGUCCCUUCAACAACUGGCGAUGUUAGUGCAGUUUUUUCCAACCUGUAUUGCGCCAAAGCCAUUUUACAUGAGAAAAAUAUGACAGCACACCACCAAACAAAAAGUAUACAGCCCAGAAAAAACAUUUCAAGACCAAAAAAAAUGAGGGACCUUUUUGGGCAUUUUGACCAUUUUUCAUUUUCUACUUAUAAAUGCUUUAAAUGGCAAUAUUUGUGUUUGGAAUUUGGGAGUUAUUUUGUCAGUUUAUAGAAUGAAAAAAUGUACUUACAAAUGUAAUAAGUGUGAAAUCUGGGCCACAACGCUAAUAUUCUGUUGUUUGAAUGGCAACAAAACACAGGUUAACUAUACAGUACCUUCAGCUAGCGAGCGGAAGACCAUUAAAUUGUUCUGCCUGUCACUAUAUGUUGGCACCGUAGAUGGAGGAACAAAGGUACAGUAUUUGUAGUAAAUACAGUAGAUGAUUACCACCUGGUGAUCUCGGACAGCGUUUGGUGAUCACUGCCCUAGGGAAUACAAAACAGCGAGCCGAAAGCACUACUCUAUUGUUUUUAUUUAUCAUAAUUCUGCAUGUCACACUUUUGUUUGAGCCCGUAGGUACUGCAUGUCCUCCGUUCUUUUUGGCACUAGAUCCGAUGGAGUGAUUGUCACGUUGCGACAAAGUUGGACCUUUUCGAAACGAACGCUGCUUCAUCCAUUCCUGGCGGUGAUUCUGACUUUUGACCCCCCUCCAAAACCAAAAAGGUUUGUUUAUCGUAUUGUGAUGCUCAAGGCUGCUGGUUUGUUCCUUCCAAUCCUUCUGAUGAGUGCUUUUACAAAGAUACACUUUGAGCCCGUGUUUUUAAUGAGUGGCUUGGUUGCUAUUUGGCUAAGGAAGUGAGGACUGCUGCGUGGUUAACCCCUCGGAAUGUUUGAACUUUAUUAAUUUUUGGGGCAGAAAAACAAAAGGGGGCACUGCAGCACGGUUAGCACGACUGCCUCACCGUUCUGAGGUUUAAGAUUCGAUACUCUGAUCUGGCCUUCCGGUGUGGAGUUUGCAUGUUCUCCCAGUGCUUGCGUUGGUUUUCUCUGGGUACGACUAAAUUGCCCAUAGGUAUGAGUGUGAAUGUAUUUAUUUAUUUAUUUUUUGUCUACAUGUGCCCUGCAGUUGACUGGUGACUAGUCCAGAAUCUACCCCGCUUUUCUCACCGAGCUACAGUUUUUUGGAAGACUUUAAUUUGCCCAUAUAGUGUAGGUGUGAAUGUGAUCCUGAAUGCUUGUUUGUCUAAAUGCGUCCUGUGAUUGGCUGGGGACCAGUCCAAAGAGUACCCUGCCUCUUCGCUGAACGUCACCUUGGAUCGGCUCCAGUUUAGCCGCAACCGCAAUGAGAAAAAGUAAAGGCAACCAUUUAUUUAUUUAUUGCUGCUGUUUUCUCGCAAGAUAAACAUUUCUACUGUUGGGGGGCAAUGUCAAUUUCGUGCCGUCUGAGAUCCUUAACAGGCUCAUGAGUAUUUCUUUUUUUUUUUUUUUUUUUUGCGACCUGUCACAUGAGAACAAUGUUUAAAUGUAGCUUCAAAUGCUCAAGAGGUUGCCUGCUCCGUCCCUGGUCAAUUGUAACGUGAUGGCGAACAAAACUGCACAAUACUUGAUUUUUUUUUUUGCUGCAUUUUAUAUAUUUUUAGUAAGAUAUUUUGUACCAGUUAAAGAAGCUAAAGAAAGAAAAAAAAAAAACAGGCACUGUUAUGAGGUUUAUUCUGUUACAGUCCCGUUUCAUUGUGUCCUUUAUCGUGUGUUAACGUCUUUGAAAAAUGUAAUAAAAUGCAG